AAACUUUUUAGUACCUCUUCCUCAAUUCCUCUCUCUCACUCUCUGUCCGCCUCUCUCACUUCCUCUUCCACCAGCAACCUGCUCCGACCCCCUUCGCCGCCCACCUCCGUGCUCACUAGUCCUCCAAGAAAAAUGGCAGCAACGCUCCUAAAGAGCUCGACCCUCCUCUGCCCCUCUCUCGCCUUCACGAAAUCGACAGCAAAACCCCAUCUCCACUCAAAUCUCCGCUCUCUCCUCUUCAGAUCGAGAUCAAGAACCCUCAGUUUGGCCUCUCGUUCUCCCUCCACGAAACCCAAUGAUGCUGAUUCUAAUAAUGGGAGUCCGCCUGCUCCCGAGGUUUAUUUAUACAAUACGAUGUCGAUAUCGAAGGAGAUGUUCAAGCCUAGGGUUGAAGGGAGGGUGGGGAUGUACGUCUGCGGGGUCAUUGCUUAUGAUCUGAGCCAUAUCGAGCACGCUAGGGUUUAUGUCACCUUCGACGUUCUUUAUAGGGGCUUGCUACUAUCAAAAGAUCAACGAAGGUAAUCUCUUCAGCUAGCAUUCUUUUCUUCAUGCAUAAUACUGAACAAUUGAUUUCCCCUGCAUAAUACAAACUUUAUUGAAGGUUAGGACUAAACAAACUGAACCGAACCGCACCGAACCUACUUGUAACGGUUCGGUUCGGUUUUGAAUAAUGGGUGGUUCGGUUUGGUUGUUCAAAAUUUGAUAAAAACCGACCGAACCGACCGUUUGCACACCCCCUACAUAUAUGGGUUAAUCCUAACUACCUGUUUAUUUAAACGGGUACUUAGGGUCGACCCGUAUAUAACCCGUUUAAUCCAUAUAAUCAACUAUCUAACUCAUUUUCUAGCUCUGUUUUCCACGGGCGACUUUAACAUCAGUUGAUUGUACUUUCAAAGGCUAAUUCAUAGAGGAACCAUCUUUUUUUUUCUUGAGAAAAUAGAGGAACCAUCUUUAAAGUGCGUUCUUAUUGUAGUUAAUCACUUUGAUCUAAUUUCUAAUUAAAAUUCGACUGUGAUUUUCUAAAUACUUUUAGAAAUACACAUGCCAGGUAUGUGACAUGUCUUCCUAAUCGAACUUAGCG
This is a messenger RNA of Asparagus officinalis (garden asparagus), 1081 nucleotides long. Its product is annotated as L-cysteine:1D-myo-inositol 2-amino-2-deoxy-alpha-D-glucopyranoside ligase 2-like. Gene Ontology annotation, biological process: cysteinyl-tRNA aminoacylation. Lineage: Eukaryota; Viridiplantae; Streptophyta; Magnoliopsida; Asparagales; Asparagaceae. The coding region runs from base 133 to 522 and encodes 129 amino acids. Gene Ontology annotation, molecular function: cysteine-tRNA ligase activity; ATP binding. The transcript has 2 exons. The record is from RefSeq and is a predicted model, not a curated record. Gene Ontology annotation, cellular component: cytoplasm.